GGUUUCCCAAUCAGAAGCAUCACACGGCCAAGAUGAAAACAAAAGAAAGGGCCAUCGUUUCCCUGCUGUGUGCGCUUACUCUCUGUGUGUCUUGGAAUGCAUUUGUGUCACGCUCCCUGGCUCCAAACCAAAGGCCCUGUGCUUGUGAGCGAUGUUUAUCCGAAGAUGAUCCGUGGUUUAUGAAGCGUUUCAACAAAUCUGUUGAACCAUUUUUGUCGGCCAACUACAACCUCUCAGAUGACGAUUUCAACUGGUGGAAGGGUUUAUGGGGUGAAAAGACCAGCUUCACAACCUUCAGAAAAAUAUUGGACAAGGUGUUUCUGAUGAUCCCACACAGUCCACAUGUUCUAGAGUCCAGCCCUGACCGCUGCAGGACUUGUGCUGUGGUCGGGAAUUCUGGUAAUUUGAGGAACUCACAUUAUGGACCUCUCAUAGAUUUCCAUGACAUCAUUAUAAGAAUAAAUGCGGGUGCCAUCAAAGGCUUUGAAGCAGAUGUUGGGACCAGAACAACCCAUCGGAUCAUGUAUCCAGAGAGCUCUGUGGAUUUGAGUGACACCACUCACCUUGUGCUGGCUCCAUUCAAGUCGAUUGACUUUGAGUGGCUCUUGGAUGCCCUCAAUGCAGGAUAUAAUAAAAGGCCAGAAUGGGAAGUAAUUAGAAAGAUCACAGCGAACAAGGAUUUAGUGAUGAUCCUUAAUCCAGUUUUCAUGAGGUAUGUUCAUGACAUGUGGCUGGAUAAAGAGGGCUUUUACCCCUCCACGGGCUUUCUGGCUUUGGUUCUUGCCCUGCAUAUGUGUGACGAGGUCAGUGUGUUUGGCUACGGAGCAGACAGCGACGGAAACUGGAGUCAUUACUGGGAAGAACUCGUGGACAAACUGGUAAAAACUGGAGGACAUCCUGGUAACACAGAGUAUAAAAUGAUCCAGAAGCUACAUGAGCAACAGAAACUCAAGUUUCAUAAAGGGUUCUGAGCUUUCUCUCAGCAUUUAAAGGAAGGUCAGUGGUAGGUGACAGUAGAAGAACAUGAAGGGCUGCCUGAGCUGCAGGUUCUCCAUCUCGGUGUUUCCGCACGUGUACGUAAAUGUCCUGAGUUUAAAAGGCAAAUGCCACUUUUAUUUCCAUGCAUUACUGACAAGUAGAGACACUAUGUGUUUAUACACAUUUAUAUACUCUAUAAAGCCAACUAUAGAAUGCCUAAGUUAGGAAAUCUUUGUGAAAAAUAGAUGUACCAGAUCUGUGUCAAGACAUCGUUUUGUGAAUAGGAAAGGUUAGGGUAAUGACAAAGUAUAUGUACCUAAUUUAAUAUAUAUACUGAUGUGAUGACUGAACAAAAACACUUUUUUAUGUGUAUGUACUCCUGUUUUUUAUUUAUUGUAUCAUUCUGCAUGGGUUACUUGUUGCCAAACUCGGUUCAAUGUGAAGUUCUUGAAUUGACCUGUGUUGAAGUUAGCUAAGCCAAUGAAAUUCCCUUAAACUAACCGGAAAACUUUCCAUUAAAACUAUAAAUGUGUGUCCCAAAUAUUUAGCUCCAUAAGACACAUGAAAUGCGUCGCAGGACAUUCUCGCCGAUUAUUUAUUAAUGUCUA
Molecule: messenger RNA, 1586 nt
Organism: Etheostoma cragini (Arkansas darter)
Lineage: Eukaryota; Metazoa; Chordata; Actinopteri; Perciformes; Percidae
Product: CMP-N-acetylneuraminate-beta-galactosamide-alpha-2,3-sialyltransferase 1-like
Exons: 6
Coding region: 33-971 (312 amino acids)
Molecular function (GO): beta-galactoside (CMP) alpha-2,3-sialyltransferase activity
Source: RefSeq, a predicted model, not a curated record